AUUGUAGCAUUAUAAGAGAAGUCUAUUUUAAUUUCAACCGAGGACAUGUCUCAUUAUGUUCUCAUGACAAAUGAACUUAAUAUUCAUUACCAAUUCCCUGCUGCAGUUAAAUCAUGUUGCCUGGCCACACUGAUUUGUUCCUACAACAUCCUCACAGUUAAGGUUUAAUUCCAUUUUUAGAAAUUUGAUCUCAUCGGGUGAAUUACACACUCAUAAAUUGAAUGCUACGUCACGCUCUAGUAAUGAAAAAUUUGCGUGAUCUAUCACGUAGUCCGAGUGGAACGGCCUUUGGCUCCUACUUAGUUUCAUCUUUCUCCACUGGAGGACACUGUGGUGUUGGUAUCCCGCUAACCAACAUGAGGAAGGUGUCUUUAAUAAGUAGUGGCUUUUGAAAUUGAUUGCAGAAAUGAAAAAUACCAAAGUAAUGUCAGGGGUUUUGUAAGGAAAUCUAUAUAUAGGCUCAGUAAUUAGAAAAUGGAUUUAGUAGCCUCCACUCAGGGAAACUGUGACAAUGAGGAACGAUUGUAAUCUGUUUUUGACAAUAAACAUGAGACUAAUAGGUAUUAUCUUGUCAUUAUCAGCGUCUUCUCUGUCCAUUGGCGAGCUCUUUAUUCCUUUUAAAUGAACACAAUCACAGCUUUCUCUGUGUUUUCCUGUCUGUCUAUAACCCGACAGGGGGACAAAAGCAGUCAUCUGAAUUGAUCUCAAGUAAUUGGAGGCUGAGGGAAGACAAGUCAGUGGACCAUGCAAAACAGAUCCAACAGCCGGUACUUGUUUGCAAGUAUAAGAACACAAACAACCUGAGUACUUCAGGAGGGGAGGAUCACAUUGUGUCAGACACAAGGCUCACUUCACAGCUCUUCAUCUUUGCUGCCGUCAGGUGGGAGUAUGAACUUCUACAAGGAUCUUUGUAUUACGUGAUGUUUGGAAGUAUAUGCAUGUGUUUUUUAUUUGUUUUAUUCUUUGUUUAAUCUCUGCAGGAAUGUCAUCCGAGGAGUUUGUUCGUGGGAUGCUCUACGUGUCCCUCACAGUUGUUGGAGUUCCGGGAAACACUGCGGUGAUUGUUGCAUUCCUCCUUUUGUUCUACCAGGAGAACCGCCUCCUCCCAGCUGAUGCCAUCGUCCUCCACCUGGCCUGUGCUAACCUGCUGGUGGUGGGCGUGCGCUGCCUGUUGGAGACCCUGGCCUCCUUCCACGUGGUCAACGUCUUUGACGACAUCGGCUGCAAGGCCGUGAUCUUUAUCUACAGAACUUCUCGCUCCCUCUCAAUCUGGCUCACCUUCCUCCUGAGUGCCUACCAGUGCCUCAGCAUCGCCCCUCCUGGGUCGCGCUGGGCCUCCGUUCGCACAUCAGUAGCUAACUACCUGGGCGUUUUGUUCCUCUUCCUCUGGAUCCUCAACACGUGCAUGUCCUCGGCAGGCAUCAUGUUCUCCUUCAGCACUCACAACGCUUCUAGUCUGACGAACAAUGGCAUCAACGUGGAAUUCUGCUACGUCGUCUUCCCUUCAAAGUUGUCCAAAGAGGCCAACGGUGCAGCCCAAGUGGGCAGAGACGUGGUGCCCAUGGUCCUCAUGACUGUAGCCAGUAUGAUCAUCCUGGUUUUUCUUUACAAACACAGCCAGCAGGUGAAGGGGCUCCGCAGCAGCAGCGGCAGCAGAGCUGGUGGUGGCGGUGGCGGCGGCGGCGGGGGAAGUGGCGGAGCCGAGCAACGGGCUGCCAAAGCUGUGGUGGCACUUGUUACCUUGUAUGUGGUCCUCUAUGGGGUGGAUAAUGGGCUCUGGGUGUACACUCUCACUGUGAGGAAAACAAUGAGUUCCUCUCUGAUGUCUGACCUGCGUAUAUUCUUCUCUUCGCUGUAUGCAGCACUAAGCCCUCUGGUUAUCAUCGCAUCUAACAGGAAGGUGAACAGCAGACUGAGGUGUGUAACACAGGAGAAGCCAGUCCAGGAGAAAGGUACAAGUCUUGCCACUAUGUGAGGCCUACUGGGAUGGAUGAUUGUUCACGGGGCUACAGGGGAAGAGGUGAAGCUAAGGCUGGAUCAUACCAUACAUGCGUCAUUCUGUCUUUGGAAGGUUACUGGGUGUAAUCACUUCUGACAGGAGUUACACAGACCCUGCUUUCCUCUCUGGUGCUUUUCAUAACACAGUUUCUUAUAUGUGCUCUUAUACCUGUUUUUCAGAGGAUGGCUGAUGGGAUUUAUUGCGUUACUGCCUGUAAUUAAAGAAGAAAAUAGUCAUAACAGCCCUGUUCCUCAGUAACAAGUCUGUACAAAUCUGUGCUGAUCUGGCACGAUGUUGUUUUUAGUUUAUUUAUUAUGUUCCCCCCAUCUUAAUUGGAUGGAAGAAUUAUAGUCGGCUGAUCCGGAGCUCAAUGUAGCUGUCAAAUGACUUCCAGCUGCCCAUUUAGCUCUAAUUAAGGCUUUGAAUAGCAUCUGGGAAAUGUCCCGUGGUAAUGAGGCAGGUUAAUUGUCCCACAGAGAAUUGGUUAAAAACCUGAUGUGAAAAUAUAUUCUUUAGAGGCGUAAUAAAAAAAAAAGGAUGUUCAUAACUCCACGAUGAAUUAGUAAUAAUGCUGACAAUGUACGUCUUGAGGUCUCCGGGUGCAGCUGUGAGAUGAGAAGACGUUAGGGACACAAAGCUACACCUUGAAACGAGCUGCGAAGCGUUUGCUUUGGACGCGGCGCUGUGGGAAUUUAGGAGUCAUUAUGUAAUUGCCGAGUCUUGGAGAAGCAAGGGCAGAGAGACGGGGUGAGGACAUAACAACCUCUGUGAGUGACAGUCCAAAAGACAUAAAGUGGGCCUGCCAGCACUCUGUGAUCCUGUAAUAACUCUAAAGUGCAAUCAGUGCUGCUCCAUUCAGCUGCUGUCGCAAUGCAGGUAAGGCAGAGGUGGAAAAGUCGUCUUUCUGUGCUUGUGCAGAAACUGUUGCAUUCAGGCUGACAUCAAAGGACAUUAGAGGUCAUUUGUUUUUCGUCACAGAGCAAAACUCCUUUAUUGUAAAAGCCGCGAGCAUUAAAACUCUCAAUUAUGUGAUCAUGUUUGUCUCUUUCUUUCUUUCGAAGCAAAUUCCAGACGAUAAAUUCCAUGUGUCUUACUCUUCAAACCACUGAAAUCUGAUUGGCACUUUACACAGACUCCGGUGGAAUGAAGGAUAGAAUACAUGGAUGGUUUCACAAGAGCCUCUGGGGACGUUUGGCGAACGCCGGUGUUUCCCUCCAGCGCUCGCAGCGAUGCCGUUUCUUUUUCUGCCAGGGAAAAAAAGCGGAAGAUUAGUUCAAACAUACAGAUACGUGAAAGACAGGUUCCAUUGAAGUGUGCGCUCAAGUCGCUUUUUACGUGCGAGUGUGUGUGUGUGUGUGUGUGUGUGUGUGUGUGUGUGUGUGUGCAGGGUGUGCCAGGCGGGCCUCUCCCUGCACAAGACUGGACCUGUUUUCGCUGUUUUUCAUCCUCCUGGAGUCCUUUGAGCCUGAUGAAUGCAGGGUGGCGUAGAACAAGUAGAGACCAAACAAAUGUUACCCUCGCUUUCUGUCUCACUCUCAUGACUCACACACUUGAGUUCUAAGACUUACUUCCGUGUAAAAAAAAAAAAAAAAUAAAUAAAAAAUGACUAAACACCCUGUUGAAUUUUUUCUUAGCCGUAGCUCAACGUACCUCGUGUGUGCACUUUACAAAUGUGUCAAACAUUUGUAAAGUGCACACACGAGCUGGAAGAUAACAACAAUAAAGCAACCGUAACUGAGAUUUUCAAGUCUUUUCAAAACUUCUGUUUCUCUGUUAAUUAGACACCCAAUACAAACCUGUGCAAAAAUCACACACCCAAACAAACAAACAAAAAAAAGCUGUCAAUGCGUCCAGAGUGAAAAUAAAAUUGUUGCGUUGCACGA
Mugil cephalus (flathead mullet) is the source of this 3882-nucleotide messenger RNA. RefSeq names its product olfactory receptor class A-like protein 1. NCBI's taxonomy places the organism in Eukaryota, Metazoa, Chordata, Actinopteri, Mugiliformes, Mugilidae. Gene Ontology annotation, biological process: G protein-coupled receptor signaling pathway. Gene Ontology annotation, molecular function: pheromone receptor activity. Gene Ontology annotation, cellular component: membrane. The transcript has a single exon. The coding region runs from base 935 to 1975 and encodes 346 amino acids. The record is from RefSeq and is a predicted model, not a curated record.